ACCCGCCUUUUUCCUUCUUCACUCUCUUCCAGUAGCAACUAGCAAGUCCUCCGAAAAGCAUCAAAACACCAUUUUCCCUCCCUUUUACAAACUCAAAAAUCAUCAUCAUCUUCUUCUCUCUACUGAAAAAAUUGCUCUGAAUAACGAUCAAAUAGCAACCAGCAGUGAUUGCUUUCUCUAAUUCCACUGUCUAAAUUAAGAUUGAGUAACUUUCAUGGCUCCAUUAUAUAUUACAGUGCUCGCAACACAUAUAUAAAGUUUCCUCAGUCAAAAAAUAUAUAUAGAGCUUUAAGAGAAGAUGAGUACGGUUGAUAAGAUGCUGAUAAAAGGAAUCCGGAGUUUCGAUCCGGAGAACAAAAACGUUGUUACCUUCUUCAAGCCCUUAACCCUAAUCGUUGGCCCAAACGGCGCUGGCAAAACCACGAUUAUAGAGUGUUUAAAGCUUUCUUGCACGGGAGAACUGCCGCCAAAUGCGAGGUCUGGCCAUAGUUUUAUUCACGAUCCAAAGGUUGCAGGGGAAACAGAGACAAAAGGGCAAAUUAAGCUACGGUUCAAGACUGCAGCUGGGAAAGAUGUCGUAUGCAUAAGGUCAUUCCAGCUAACUCAGAAAGCAUCAAAAAUGGAGUACAAGGCAAUUGAAAGUGUGCUUCAAACUAUAAAUCCACAUACUGGAGAGAAAGUUUGCCUCAGCUAUAGAUGUGCUGACAUGGACCGAGAAAUCCCUGCUUUAAUGGGUGUCUCAAAGGCCAUUCUGGAGAAUGUUAUAUUUGUUCACCAAGAUGAAGCUAACUGGCCGUUGCAGGAUCCUUCCACAUUAAAAAAGAAGUUUGAUGAUAUCUUCUCUGCCACUCGAUAUACAAAAGCCUUAGAGGUCAUUAAAAAACUUCACAAGGAUCAAGCUCAAGAGAUAAAGACAUACAAACUAAAGUUGGAGAAUCUUCAAACCUUAAAGGACUCUGCAUAUAAGCUUCGGGAAAACAUUGUUCAAGAUGAAGAGAGAACUGAGUCUUUAAAAGUCCAAAUGCAAGAUUUAGAAAAUAAAGUUCAGAAUGUUGAUGCAAAAAUUCAUCAAAUUGAAACCACUCUGAAAGAUCUUAGAAAGCUACAGGAGCAGGUAUCAACAAAAACCGCUGAAAGGAGAACUUGGUUUGAGCAGCAGCAGAGGCAAUAUGAAGCUCUUGAAGAGGAAAAUGAAGACACUGAUGAAGAGAUGAUUGAAUGGAAAACAAAGUUUGAUGAAAAGAUUGCAUCAUUGGAAUCUAAAGUUAGAAAGUUGGAGAGGGAAAUGAAUGACAUGGAGACAAAAAGUUCUUUUCUGAAGCAGAGCAUUACUGAGUAUACCCAAGAGAAUUUCAGGCUUCAGACAGAAGCUGACGCUCACAUUUCGCUGAAGAAUGAAAGGGAUUCUACCAUCCAAAAACUUUAUGCAAAACAUAAUUUAGGGUCUCUUCCACAUGCCCCUUUCAGCGAUGAUGUUGCUUUGAACCUCACAAAUAGACUAAAAUCAAGGUUAAUAGAUCUCGAGAAGGAUUUAAAAGAUAAAAAGACAUCAAACAACAAUGAAGUUAAGACGGCAGAGGAUCACUAUUGGGAUGCAAAUGACCGUUGGAAAAACAUUGAGGCCCAAAAGCAUGCUAAACUGGAGAUAAAGAAUGGCAUUAUGAAUCGCAUUACAGAGAAGGAACUUGAGCAUGCUUCAUUUGAAGAAAAAGUUGUUCAUGUUAACCUUUCUCAUCUGGAUGAAAAAGAAAAGAACUUGAAACUUGAAGUUGAGAGAAAGACAAACCAGCUUGCUGAAAGAGAUUUUGAAUCAAACAUUCUUCGAAAGGAAAGUGAGCGAUAUGGCAUAGAGCAACAGAUUAAGGCAGUUGAACGGGAGAGAGAAAUCUUGGCUCGAGACUCCGAGGACAGAGUCAAACUGAACCUGAAGAAGGAAGAGUUGGAGAAUAUCAAGAAGAAGCAUAGGAAAAUAAUUGAUGAGUGGAAGGACAGAAUCAAAGGAGUGCUAAAGGGGAGACUUCCUGCUGAUAAGGAUAUGAAGAAGGAAAUUAUUCAAGCCCAAAGGGCUCUUGGAACAGAAUAUGAUGACUUGAAUUCAAAAUCUAGAGAAGCUGAGAAGGAAGUAAAUGUGUUGCAGAUGAAAAUACAAGAAGCUAAUAAUAACCUGUCCAAACUUCGCAAGGAUAUGGAUUCAAGGAAGAGAUUUAUUGAAUCCAAACUCCAGUUCUUGGAUCAACAAUCAGUUACCAUUGAUUUGUACCUCAAAGUUUUGGACUCUGCAAAGGAGAAAAAAGAUGUCCAGAAAAGCAAGUACAAUAUUGCAGAUGGUAUGCGGCAGAUGUUUGAUCCUUUUGAAAGAGUUGCCCGUGCUCAUCACAUGUGCCCUUGCUGUGAGCGUCCUUUCUCUGUUGAAGAGGAAGAUGAAUUUGUUAAAAAGCAAAGAGUGAAGGCUGCAAGUUCUGCUGAGCACAUGAAAGUGUUGGCUGUAGAGUCCUCAAAUGCAGAUUCUUAUUUUCAGCAGCUGGACAAGCUCCGUAUGGUUUAUGAGGAAUACAUCAAAAUUGGCAAGGAAACAAUUCCUUCUGCAGAAAAAAAUUUGCAAGCACUUACCGAGGAGUUGGACCAGAAGUCUCAAGCCCUUGACGAUGUAUUGGGUGUUUUAGCUCAAAUAAAGGCUGAGAAGGACUCAGUUGAGGCCCUGGUACAGCCUAUUGAAACUGCUGAUAGGCUUUAUCAAGAAAUUCAAACCUUGCAAGUAUUUGUUGAUGAUUUGGAGUACAAGCUUGACUUUCGAGGGCAAGGCAUCAGAUCUACAGAAGAAAUUCAGUCAGAACUUAGCAGUUUGCAGGACAAAAGGGAUGCUUUGCGUACUGAACUGGAAAAGUUAAGGGAUGAACAAAGAUACAUGGAAAAUGAUCUGUCCAACAUUCAAUUGCGAUGGCAUUCUCUAAGGGAGGAAAAACUUAAUGUAGCUAACACCUUGAUUAAUGUCAAAAAAGCAGAAGAAGAAUUGGAACGGUUGGUUGAAGAAAAAAAACAAGUUGAGCUUGAUGAGAAGCAUUUGGCAGAGGCUCUUGGCCCUUUAUCUAAGGAGAGAGAAAAAUUACAGAGUUACCUUAGUGAACUGAAAGUCAAACUUGAGCAGGAAUACGAUGAGCAGAAAAAACAAUUAGACAAUUAUCAGUUCGAAGUUGAAGCAUUGCUUAAAAUUAAUUCUAUAAUUAAGGAGUACCGUGACUUAAAAAAAGGGGAGAAAUUUAAGGAGGUUCAAGAAAAACUCUCUCUAUCUCAGUCUCAACUUCAAAUUUGUGAAAAUAGGAGCAAGGAGAUUUUGGCUGAUUUAAACCGAAGUAAAGAGAUUUUGCUGAAACAAGAUUCCAUAAAAAGGAAUAUUGAGGAUAACUUGAAUUACAGGAAGACAAAAGCUGAAGUGGAUAAGCUUACCCAGGAGAUUGAAUCAUUGGAAGAGAGAAUACUGAAUAUUGGUGGGGUUUCUACUGUUGAAGCUGAACUUAUUAGACACUCACAAGAAAGAGAGAGACUUCUUUCAGAGUUAAACAAGUGUCGUGGUACAAUGUCAGUUUACCAGAGCAAUAUUUCAAAGAAUAAGAUUGAUCUUAAACAGUCCCAAUACAAGGACAUUGACAAGCGAUAUUUUGACCAACUAAUUCAGCUUAAGACAACUGAAAUGGCAAACAAGGACCUGGACAGAUACUACAAUGCCCUUGACAAAGCAUUGAUGCGCUUCCAUACAAUGAAAAUGGAAGAAAUAAAUAAAAUCAUAAGGGAAUUGUGGCAACAAACAUACAGAGGACAAGAUAUAGAUUACAUUAGCAUUCAUUCAGAUUCGGAAGGUGCUGGGACUCGUUCUUACAGCUAUAAGGUUCUAAUGCAGACUGGAGAUGCAGAGCUGGAAAUGAGAGGGCGGUGCAGUGCUGGUCAGAAGGUCCUAGCUUCUCUCAUCAUUCGGUUAGCUUUAGCCGAGACAUUCUGCCUCAACUGUGGAAUACUAGCCCUAGAUGAGCCUACAACAAACUUGGAUGGCCCAAACGCAGAGUCUCUUGCUGCAGCUCUUCUUAGAAUCAUGGAGGAUAGAAAAGGCCAGGAGAAUUUUCAACUUAUUGUAAUUACUCAUGAUGAACGCUUUGCUCAACUAAUUGGUCAACGGCAGCACGCAGAAAGAUAUUAUAGAGUCGCAAAAGAUGAUCAUCAGCAUAGCAUAAUUGAAGCCCAAGAAAUUUUUGAUUGAUAAAUCCCUUCAAGAUGAGGUAGAAGCAUCUUGCGCUCGGGUGGAGAAAGACAUGAAAUUCUUGGUUUCAAAUUGCUUGAUUUCAGUUAUCUGUAUGUAAAUUAAUUGUCAUAUAGCAAUUUUCCCCUCUUAUUAUAUAAUAUUUUGAUUUUCUUAA
Jatropha curcas is the source of this 4406-nucleotide messenger RNA. It is a transcript of the gene RAD50, whose product is annotated as DNA repair-recombination protein (RAD50). Gene Ontology annotation, biological process: chromosome organization involved in meiotic cell cycle; telomere maintenance via telomerase; telomere maintenance via recombination. The record is from RefSeq and is a predicted model, not a curated record. Gene Ontology annotation, cellular component: condensed nuclear chromosome; Mre11 complex; nucleus. NCBI's taxonomy places the organism in Eukaryota, Viridiplantae, Streptophyta, Magnoliopsida, Malpighiales, Euphorbiaceae. Gene Ontology annotation, molecular function: double-stranded telomeric DNA binding; G-quadruplex DNA binding; ATP hydrolysis activity.